CGCGGGGCGGGGAGCGGCGCCGGGCCGGCGGGGGGCGUGGUCUGACCGAGGGGCGUGGCCAAAUGGCGUGGUCGUGUGUGGGGGCGUGGUCUGCCCAGCGGGGGGCGUGGUCAGGAGGAGAGUGUCUGAAUGGGGGCGUGGUCGUGCGGGAGAGGGCGUGGCCAGACAGAACGGGCGUGAUUAACACGAGGGCGUGGUCAUACGGAGGGGGCGUGGUCUGGUUGACGGGGGCGUGGUGUCACGUGGCCCCGCCCCGGCCGGCAGCGCGCAGAGCGGCGGUUCGAGUCCCGGUCCGGCGCUGACCCGGCGGUGCCCCGCGGAGCGUGGAGGCCUCGAUGCGGAUCGGGAGCUGAGCGGGCAUGGAGCUGCGGGCGGCGGCGGCGCUGUGGGUGCUGUGCGGGUUCCUUCUGCAACCGGGCCGGGCCGAGCGGCCGCCGGGCUCCCACCUGGACGAGACGGCCAUCGCAGCAGAGUUCUGCCGCAUCGACAAGCCGCUGUGCCACGAUGAGGAUGAGCAGCUCAGCUUUGAGGCCGUCCGCAACAUCCACAAGCAGAUGGACGACGACGCCAACGGCAACGUGGACGUGGAGGAAAGCGAUGAGUUCUUGAGGGAGGACCUGAACUACCACGACCCCACCGUCAAGCACAGCACCUUCCAUGGUGAAGACAAACUCAUCAGCGUGGAGGAUCUUUGGAAGGCCUGGAAGACCUCUGAAGUGUACAACUGGACAGUUGACGAGGUGGUGCAGUGGCUCAUUACCUACGUGGAGCUGCCACAGUACGAGGAGACCUUCAGAAAGCUGCAGCUGAGCGGACACGCCAUGCCCAGAUUAGCAGUGAACAAUGCCACCAUGAUGGGGACUGUGCUGAAGAUGACAGACCGCAGCCAUAGGCAGAAGCUGCAGCUGAAGGCUUUGGACACUGUGCUCUUUGGUCCUCCUCUCUUGACACGACACAACCACCUGAAGGACUUCAUGCUAGUGGUGUCCAUCGUCAUCGGGGUGGGCGGCUGCUGGUUUGCCUACAUCCAGAACCGCUACUCCAAGGAGCACAUGAAGAAGAUGAUGAAGGACCUGGAGGGCCUUCACAGGGCUGAGCAGUCCCUCCACGACCUGCAGGAGAGGCUGCAGAAGGCCCAGGAAGAGCAUCGCUCCGUGGAGGUGGAAAAGGUGCACCUGGAGAAGAAGCUGCAGGAUGAGAUCAGCAUCGCCAAGCAGGAGGCGCAUCGGCUGCGAGAGCUGCGGGAGGGCACUGAGAAUGAGCUGAGCAGGCAGAAGUAUGCAGAGCAGGAGCUGGAGCAGGUCCGAAUGGCUCUGAAGAACGCCGAGAAGGAGCUGGAAUCGCACUGCAGCUGGGCUGCCCCCGAGGCCCUGCAGAAGUGGCUGCAGCUGACCCACGAGGUGGAGGUGCAGUACUACAACAUCAAGAAGCAGAACGCCGAAAAGCAGCUCCUGGUGGCCAAGGAAGGGGCUGAAAAAAUUAAGAAGAAGCGCAACACUCUGUUUGGAACAUUUCAUGUUGCUCACAGCUCGUCUCUAGAUGAUGUGGAUCAUAAAAUCUUAACUGCAAAGCAAGCACUGAGCGAGGUGACAGCGGCGCUGCGUGAGCGCCUGCAUCGCUGGCAGCAGAUCGAGCUGCUCUGCGGCUUCCAGAUCGUCAACAACCCCGGCAUCCACACCUUGGCAUCCGCCCUCAACAUCGACCCGGGUUGGAUGGGCACCCCAAGGCCCAACCCGUCCCACUUCAUCAUGACCGACGACGUGGACGACCUGGAUGAGGAGAUCGUGUCUCCCAUGUCCAUGCAAUACGCAGCCUGGCUCUUUGGGCGCAGGUUCAGCGAUCGCUCAUCUCUGUCCUCGGAGGAUCAGUCCCUGUGGAAAUACCCUGCUCCUGCUUUGCCCAGCACCGUUCGCCAGCGCCUGGUGGACCCCCAGCACGGCCACGGAUCUCAGAGGUUGGUAGAGAGUUACGUGCACAGCCAGCAUGAGCCGGGCCAGCCUGCCCAGCACCCGGCGGGCCGAAUGUCCCUCCGUCGAAUGCACAGCCUCUCCUCCGGACAGUCUUUCAGUUCUGACCUUCCUGGCACCGCUCCGUCAUCCACCACAGCCACCUCUUGCUCCUCAUCCGCCACUCCUGCACCUGCUUCCCAUGUCCACCCUCUCUAUCACCAUCACACCACCUCUUAUUUCCUUCAGAUGGACUCCAACCCCGAUCUGCCCCCUCCUGAUGUCACCUCUGGAGCUCGCUGUGGCACUGAGAGCUUUGGAGACCUGACGCGCUGCGACUCCGAGUCGUCCAUCCCGCACCUGAGCGAAGCCCAGCGCCUGCCCAGCGCCGCUCCCAAGCUGCUGGCCGCCCGGCCCGCUCUGCUCACCCGAUCCAUCGAGGAUGCCGGACCCGGGCACACCCCAAACGGAGGCAGCCGACACGCGGAGCCCCCCGGCCCGGAGCGACCGUCCGAGAGCCCCUCGGUGAUGAAGAAGAUGAUGAUGGUGAACCACGGCAUGGAGAAAUCCUCCAGCCUGGGGGAGAUCGGCCACCCGGCGGCCUCCAAGCACAGCCACUCGGAUUCCUCGCGGUCGCACAGCCCCAGCUCCACCGACCCCGACACCCCGUCCCCCAUCUCUGACUGCCGGCCCAACAGCUCCAAGAGCACCCGCAUCCCGCAGCUGGCUGCCAAGAAGGGCGCAGGGGAUGAGGACGGCAGCCUGACGGGCGACGAGAUCGACCCGGGCCAGAGCAAGAAAAAGUUCCCCCUAAAGAUCUUCAAGAAGCCCAGGAAAUAGAGGAGGAGGGCGGAGGAACCCCACGGAGCGACCCGCUGGCACCGGGGGAGCGCGCCCGGCCCCGGGCGUUGGGAACCGCGUCCCCGCGGCAAGAGGAGCUAUUUAAACUUAUUUAUUGGCCGGGCUGAGAAGCCAGAAGGCAUCUGCUCCCCCCGAAGGCGACAGCCGCCCUGUUUCACCCCCCCCCCUCCCUGUCGCUGUAGUCCCCGGCUUUGCUGUGCAUGGCUUCCAGUUAUCCGCCUCUGCUCGGCCACACGGCAUAUUUGGGUUUGGUUUCAAUGCGGUUUUAUUUGUAUUUUUCUAUUUUUUACCUUUUCUUUUUUCGGUUCUUCUGCCUCCGCCGCUCUGCGCACAGUCGGG
This is a messenger RNA of Phasianus colchicus (ring-necked pheasant), 3146 nucleotides long. RefSeq names its product stromal interaction molecule 1 (gene STIM1). The record is from RefSeq and is a predicted model, not a curated record. Gene Ontology annotation, cellular component: plasma membrane; endoplasmic reticulum. Gene Ontology annotation, molecular function: calcium ion binding; protein binding; calcium channel regulator activity. Lineage: Eukaryota; Metazoa; Chordata; Aves; Galliformes; Phasianidae. Gene Ontology annotation, biological process: intracellular calcium ion homeostasis; activation of store-operated calcium channel activity; store-operated calcium entry.